Saprolegnia diclina VS20 is the source of this 1126-nucleotide messenger RNA. Its product is annotated as peroxiredoxin (alkyl hydroperoxide reductase subunit C). The transcript has 3 exons. The coding region runs from base 32 to 835 and encodes 267 amino acids. NCBI's taxonomy places the organism in Eukaryota, Oomycota, Saprolegniomycetes, Saprolegniales, Saprolegniaceae. Gene Ontology annotation, biological process: cellular response to stress; hydrogen peroxide catabolic process; response to oxidative stress. The record is from RefSeq and is a predicted model, not a curated record. Gene Ontology annotation, cellular component: cytosol. Gene Ontology annotation, molecular function: thioredoxin peroxidase activity.
CUCGCCACGUCAUUCGCCGUUUGUGGUCAAGAUGAUGUCCUUGCGCACGCUCCUCAAGAUGACGCUGCUCCUCGCGGCGCUCGUCGCCAUCCAUGGCCUCAAGGAGAAGACCAAGUCGGUCGGUGGCCUCGUGCCCGAGAUCGGGUUGACGGAAGCGCAGCUCGCCAAGCUCGGCUACGUCAAGAAGAACCAGCACUCGUCGACGUCGUUUCAAGUGACGCCACGCAAGCAUGCGCCGCAGUUCCAUGACGUCAAGUCUGUGGUCAACGAGAAGUUCACGACGGUCUCGCUCGACGACUACAAGGGCAAGUGGCUCGUGCUCUUCUUCUACCCGUUCGACUUUACGUUCGUGUGCCCGACCGAGAUUGUGAGCUUCAGCGACUCGAUCAAGAGCUUCCGCUCCAUCAAUGCCGAGGUGCUCGCGAUCUCGACCGACUCGCACCACACGCACUUGGCGUGGAUCAAGACGCCCCGCGAGAAGGGUGGUCUCGGCAAGAUGAACAUCCCGAUCCUCGCUGAUAUCUCCAAGCGCAUCUCAUCCGACUAUGGUGUCCUCGUCACGGACGAAGACGACGAGAUGUUUGGUGCGGCGCUCCGCGGUCUCUUCAUCAUCGACCCCAAGGGCGUGGUGCGCUCGAUCCAGAUCAACGACGACCAGGUCGGCCGCAGCGUCGACGAGACCUUGCGCAUCCUCAAGGCAUUCAGCUACGCCGAUAGCCACCCUGGCGAGGUGUGCCCGGCCAACUGGACGCCCGGCUCCAAGACGAUCAAGGCCGAUCAAGAGGCCAAGUACGCGUUCUUCGAGGCGACGUACGGCAAUGAGAAGGAGCUUUAAACGCUCUCCCUCUGUGGGCUGAAGUAAGCCAUUUUGAGCCAAGAGGUUAUGGCUCGUUGCUCUCAACUGCAAGGCGUCCCAACCUACGACUAGAAGUAAUUUCCAGACAGCUCGCAUACAUGGACCAUUGUGAGAAACGUCGAUGGAGGCGGGCAUCAUGCCAAGAGUCGCGGUAACCUUCCGAUACGAACGUCAUCGCGGCGCCAUGUAGCGGACGGCAACAGGGUACGCGGUGCAGACGAGACCGCUCACGUCGCUUCGCCGCGGCCUCCUCCACGCAGCCUCCUAGGU